Ornithorhynchus anatinus (platypus) is the source of this 5268-nucleotide messenger RNA. It is a transcript of the gene MAGI3, whose product is annotated as membrane associated guanylate kinase, WW and PDZ domain containing 3. Gene Ontology annotation, molecular function: protein binding. Gene Ontology annotation, biological process: signal transduction. NCBI's taxonomy places the organism in Eukaryota, Metazoa, Chordata, Mammalia, Monotremata, Ornithorhynchidae. Gene Ontology annotation, cellular component: cytoplasm. The record is from RefSeq and is a predicted model, not a curated record. The coding region runs from base 102 to 4505 and encodes 1467 amino acids. The transcript is spliced from 21 exons.
CGCCGCUGGGCGCGCGGGAGGCGCCGUUGGGCGCGCGGCCCCCUGAGGCCGUGAGGGGACCGAGCGGGUCCCGGCCACCCCAUGGUCCAGCGCCGUCCGGGAUGUCGAAGACGCUGAAGAAGAAGAAGCACUGGCUGAGCAAGGUGCAGGAGUGCGCGGCGUCCUGGGCCGGGCCCCCCGCCGACGAGGGCGCCCCGCUGCGGGGCGGCGCCGAGCGCGGACAGUUCCCCUACCUGGGCCGGCCCGGAGAGGAGCCCGGGGCGCCCACCUGCUGCGUGGUGUCGGGCCGGCCGCCCGGGCCCGGGGACAUCCUGCUGGAGGUCAACGGGACCCCCGUCAGCGGCCUCACCCACCGGGACACCCUGGCUGUCAUCAGGCACUUCCGCGACCCCGUCCGCCUCAAGACGGUGAAGCCAGGAAAAGUCAUCAAUAAAGACUUGCGUCAUUAUCUGAGCCUUCAGUUCCAGAAAGGAUCUAUUGAUCACAAACUCCAGCAGGUGAUCAGAGACAAUCUCUACUUGAGAACCAUCCCAUGUACUACAAGGGCCCCUAGGGAUGGUGAAGUCCCUGGGGUCGACUAUAAUUUCAUUCCUGUCGAGCAGUUCAAAGCCCUGGAGGAGAGUGGAGCAUUGUUAGAAAGUGGAACAUAUGAUGGAAACUUCUAUGGAACUCCCAAGCCUCCAGCAGAACCUAGCCCUUUUCAGUCAGAUCCAGUUGAUCAGGUGCUCUUUGAUAAUGAUUUUGACACAGAAUCCCAACGAAAAAGAACCACAUCAGUCAGCAAAAUGCAAAAAAUGGAUAGUUCUCUUCCUGAGGAAGAUGAAGAAGAAGAUAAAGAAGCUCUUAAUGGCAGCGGGGUUUCAGUCACAGAAAAUAAAGACAGAUAUUCAGAUUCUUCCGAUUGGAUGAAGACAGUUCCUAGUUACAACCAGACCAACAGCUCCAUGGACUUCAGAAAUUAUCUGACAAGAGAUGAAAGCUUGGAACCUCUGCCCAAGAACUGGGAAAUGGCCUACACUGACACUGGGAUGAUCUAUUUCAUUGACCACAACACCAAGACAACCACCUGGCUAGACCCCCGGCUCUGUAAGAAAGCCAAAGCUCCCGAAGACUGUGAGGAUGGAGAACUUCCUUAUGGCUGGGAGAAAAUAGAAGAUCCUCAGUAUGGGACAUACUAUGUUGAUCAUAUUAAUCAGAAAACCCAGUUUGAAAAUCCAGUGGUGGAAGCCAAGAGGAGAAAACAACUAGGACAUAUUGAUGUUGGCUCUUCAAAAUCAGGUGUAGAUGUGGAGAAUUUGCUCUUCACCAGAGACCCCUCCCAGCUUAAAGGUGUCCUUGUACGAACAUCUUUGAAAAAAAGUACCAUGGGAUUUGGUUUCACGAUCAUUGGUGGGGACAGGCCAGAUGAGUUCCUUCAGGUGAAAAACGUACUGAAAGAUGGUCCUGCAGCUCAGGAUGGAAAAAUCGCACCAGGUGACGUUAUCGUAGACAUAAAUGGCAACUGUGUCCUUGGCCAUACCCAUGCCGAUGUUGUCCAGAUGUUUCAGUUGGUCCCUGUCAACCAGUAUGUGAAUAUGACCUUGUGUCGUGGUUACCCUCUUCCUGAUGACAAUGAAGAUCCUGUUGUAGAUGUUGUUACUGCUACCCCUAUCAUGAAUGGACAGCCAAUAACCAAGGGAGAGACUUGUGUCAACAACCAGGAUUUUAAACCGGGGACACUGGUUUUGGACCAGAACGGGAAACCGGGUCAUGUUUUGGUCAAUGGUCGGCUCAAUGGCCCUGCCGACCCAAGCGAACAAAGAGUGUCUGUGGCAUCCUCGGGCAGCUCCCAACCAGAACUAGUUACCAUUCCUUUGAUUAAAGGUCCUAAAGGUUUUGGGUUUGCGAUAGCUGACAGUCCAACUGGGCAGAAAGUAAAGAUGAUAUUGGACAGCCAGUGGUGUCAUGGCCUUCAGAAAGGGGAUGUAAUCAAGGAGAUUUACCACCAAAAUGUGCAGAACUUAACACAUCUCCAGGUGGUAGAGGUGCUGAAACAGUUUCCAGUAGGAGCAGAAGUACCAUUGCUCAUCUUGAGAGGAGGUCCUCCUUCACCAGCUAAAAUUGCCAAAGUGAAGACAGAUAACCAGGAUAAUUUGGGAAGUUUGGAGGCCAUCAGUGAUUCCAUCCCACAACCUAUGCCUUUUCCACCCAGUAUUGUUAGGUCAGGAUCCCCGAAACUAGAUCCUUCUGAAGUAUAUCUGAAGUCUAAAACUAUAUAUGAAGACAAACCUCCAAACACAAAGGACUUGGAUGUUUUCUUGCGAAAACAGGAAUCAGGAUUUGGCUUCAGGGUCCUCGGAGGUGAUGGACCUGAUCAAUCUAUUUAUAUCGGAGCCAUUAUUCCCUUGGGAGCAGCCGAGAAAGAUGGUCGGCUCCGGGCUGCAGAUGAGCUAUUGUGCAUUGAUGGAAUCCCUGUUAAAGGAAAGUCGCACAAACAGGUCUUGGAUCUAAUGACCACUGCUGCUCGAAAUGGUCAUGUGCUGCUGACUGUUAGAAGGAAGAUCUUCUAUAAGGAGAAACCUCCUGAGGAUGAUGAUGCUCAGACCUUGAUCUCAACCCAGAAUGGAUCUCCCAGAAUGAACCGAGUCGAUCUCCAAGCCAGGACUCUUCCCCCAGAGGCCUAUGAUGUUGCCCUGCAGCGUAAAGAAAAUGAAGGAUUUGGCUUUGUCAUCCUUACCUCCAAAAAUAAACAGCCUCCUGGAGUGAUUCCUCAUAAAAUUGGGCGUGUCAUUGAAGGAAGCCCUGCAGAUCACUGUGGGAAACUGAAAGUGGGCGAUAGGAUCUCUGCAGUGAAUGGACAGUCUAUCAUCGAGCUCUCUCACGAUAACAUCGUUCAGCUGAUCAAGGAUGCUGGUGUCUCAGUCACACUCACUGUCAUUGCUGAGGAAGAACACCGCGGGCCGCCGUCAGGAACAAACUCAGCCAGGCAAAGUCCAGCCCUGCAGCACCGACCCAUGGGACAGACUCAGGCCAACCUCAUAGCUGGGGACAGGAUUGUUUUGGAAGGUGAUAAUGGAAAAGAUGUCUCUGGGGCUUAUCGACUCUCAUGGUCUGAUCACAAGCACCUCACGCAACCUGAGAAUGCCCUCAUCUCCAUUGUAGGCAGUCGACACACUCAGAGUCUUGGCUGUUAUCCAGUAGAACUGGAAAGAGGUUCAAGAGGCUUUGGAUUCAGUCUCCGUGGGGGAAAGGAGUAUAACAUGGGGCUUUUCAUCCUUCGACUGGCUGAGGACGGCCCUGCCAUUAAAGAUGGGAGAAUUCAUGUUGGUGACCAGAUUGUCGAAAUCAAUGGGGAGCCCACCCAAGGGAUUACUCACACUCGAGCGAUUGAGCUGAUUCAGGCUGGAGGAAACAAAGUCCUUCUUCUCUUGAGGCCAGGCACUGGCCUGAUACCCGAUCAUGGUGAUUGGGAUGUUUUUAAUCCUUCAUCUUCAAGUGUAAUUUAUGAUGAACAGCCACUCUUUUCCUCACCUUCACAUACUGCUUCCACGUUUGAAGUAACUCAAAUGCCAGUAUCUGAAGAAGCUUUAAUGAGAGUUCAGAUGUGUGAGAAGGUGGAAGAAUUAAAGGACACUGAAAAGAAAAGCACUUUAACCGAAACCCAGACUGAGCUAGAGCAUCAAUCUUCUGUCCAGAAAAAUGUGAAUAGGAAGGCUUCGCCCAACUGUAAUCAGAGGCGCAGCGAAAAGAAAAAUAAUUUAGAAACCGAAAGAGCCGUUGCAAGAAGAGGGAGAUCGGCUAGUCCAAAAAAAUCAAGCAACAGAUAUUCGGGAGGACAAGAAAAGCAUUCCGAUCCUAUAAAAGACAGCCCCAAAAGAAGGUCCAAAGAUCGAUCCCUGAGUCCGAGGAAAGUUGGGAACAAAAUUUCACCCGGCGACACGGAUGCUGCUUCCGGAAGAGAUCGUUUCAGAAGAGACAGAGGAAGAUCUGCCAGCCCAAAGAAGCAACCAAAGAUGGAAGGGAACAGAAGCCAAGGGAAUGCUGAAAAUCAGUUACCAGCGAAUCAAGGUAGAAGAACUGGUGAUGAGCCUGCAGCACAGAUUAAAGAUGGAAAGGAAACAGCAGGCGUUCCCGGGAAAGACUUAAAACCAAGUCAGCGUGGAAAGAAUGAGGCCCAGUCUCCAACGAAAAAAAGCCAGAGAGGGGAUGAGAAGUGGGUUUCAUCCAAAAAGGCUAAUGACACCCUGAAGAAAGGACUAUCUGAAGGUGGCAAGAAAGCAGCCGGAAGCGGCAAACUUUCAGACACACAGCUCCAUUUAGAACCUGAAGAUCCAACUGCUCUGCCCAGAACAGAAGACCUCAAGGAAGGAGAACUGGAGACCACUGAAAAAACCAAAGAUAACGGGUUGGCCAAACCUGAGGGCAGUUCUCCCGUCAAGAAAGCAACAAUUACUCCCGGGCCAUGGAAGGUACCCAGUGCCAGUAAAGUCCCAAGCGCCACAGGGGUGACCGAGAAACGGAUGUGACCCUUUUCCUGAAACUGAAAAUGACAGUGUGGUUUUUCAAAUUAAAAAUCAGAAUCCUGGAAUAUAUACUUCGGUUUGAUCUCUGAAUUAACUAGGUUGCAUGAAGGACCUUUAGUUUAGGAUUGCUAAAAAGAAGCUGGCGCCCACAAAGGUCAUGACCCUCACUUGCAGGUGUUCCCGCUGCUCAUCCGACAUUGCACCGCUACAGCUUUCAAAUCGUAUUGUGAGUGUCUGAACAAAAUGGUAUGUCUGUAGUGCCAGUGUGAUUUCGACUCACCCCUUGUCCUCGUGCCAAGUUAUCUACUGUAUCACGUUGGUUUUCAUCCUCUUCCUUCCAUUUUUGCAGUAUUGGAAGAGCUAGACUUGAUUUGGAAGUUGAUGUCUUGGAUAGCAUGUUGCAUGUGUAAGGAGGGAAAAACUUCUAGGUUGUUGCCGAUUGACUGAAAAGGAGAUACUCCUAAUUGAUCAUUGGAAAGUGGCAAAAGCCUUUUUUUUUUUUUUUUAAACACCACUGACAUUAGUGCCUGAUCUGACUUUUUUGUUUUUUAACUGAACACCACGACAAAACCCACAAAUUUUAAAGGAAAAAUAUAGCCUGCUACUCAAAAAAUGUGGACGUUAAGAAGCUCAAAAUACAUUCUUUCAUUAGAAAGCUAUGACAAGGUGCUUUCAGUAACCCCAAGACCUGUCGUUCACCUUCUGGUUUCAUAUUCAGAAUUCAUUAAUGUCAUCCUCUUCAGCCAUAAAAUGCACUCUUCCCAAU